AAGUCAUAUAGUCAACCAAAGGAAAUGUCAUUUAAGAUUCCGCAAACCGGUAUACAGCGGAAAUUAUUGGAUAUUAAUUUAGAUGAUAUUCAAAACCAUCAAAAUUCACAUGAUUUCAGUUUACAGCUCAAUAGCAACAUGCAUCAGUCUAAAGAUGAAUUUGAAAACCACGUGAAUCAAAGUUACUCAGAAUAUAAUUCAGCUUUCUGGACUUCACUCCGUAAUAUUUGGAAGCAUCCUGACCGUGAAGAAACAAACUUAAUCACAGAUAAAGAUGACGAACAUAUGGAUGAGUUAAAACUAAGCAAUCUGCUAAGCGAUAUCAAUGAGACCACUGAUUAUCUAAUGAACAAGAUAAAUAGUUCGGAAAAAAUAAUCGGUGUAAAUCUGAACAACAAUGUAAUUAAAACCACAUCAGAGUCAGUGAAACAACUGGUUAAUGAGAAGAAUAAUAUUGUCGAUAAACAAAAUUACUUAAAUGCUUUCUCAGAGAAAAUAAAAAAAUUUCCCCUUUCUAUUACUCAAAGUUUAGACAGAAUUUUUUCGAAAGUCAAUUCUAUAGCUGAUGAAGCUAGCAAAUGUGAUCGUUUACUUACUUCAUCUCAUGACGAAUUAAAACACGCAGUUGUGCUUUUACGAAAUAAUUUCAGAUCUUUAAAAGAAAGCAGCAAUCGAUUUGAAUUUAGAUCUCGUGGAAAUAUGUACAGUAAUGAAAUUUCAACUCUAAAUAAGAAACAGUCAACACUUGGCCCCAAUAAUUACACGUUUUCUAGCACAGGAUCCACACACUCUAUACAUAUGAAGUUCCGGACACCUCUUUCGAAUGCUGCAAGAAAGCCUAACAUUCGAUCUGUACCAAGGUUGACAAAUGAUUUCCGGGAACAAAAAACAUAUAAAGAAGAUUAUGAAAAUCACAGGACCAGGAAAAUGAGAGAACUUCAACCAAAAACUGGACCUAAUUAUUACGAAAACAUGGAUUGUUACGUACAUUCACCUGGAAUGACAUCUGACAGCAGUGACUGUGUAUCUUUAUCUAGUAUACUUGAUAUGUAAAUUUUUUAAGUUAAUAUUUUCAAUUUUUGACGUACUACGGUUAUAAUAAAAAUAAACUACGCAACAUGACAGCAG
Messenger RNA from Schistosoma turkestanicum, 1128 nucleotides. The record is from the annotation of a GenBank genome assembly. Lineage: Eukaryota; Metazoa; Platyhelminthes; Trematoda; Strigeidida; Schistosomatidae.